AUGAAGCUUUCAAACUCUACACAAGCGCUAGAAUACGGAAUGAGCGUUCCACCUACAGUUGCUGGAUCUUUAAAUUCGUUACACUCGAAAACCUACCAUUCAGAAGUACCCAAAUCGAUAUUGGAAAGUACGGAUGAGAUCAUCCUGGGAGUAGAUGAAGCAGGAAGAGGACCUGUAAUGGGCCCCAUGGUUUAUGGUAUCAGCUAUUGCACGCGUCAAUAUGAAAAGGACGUAAUAUGCAAAUAUGGAUUCGACGACUCUAAGAAACUAACCGAUCCAGUGAGACAGAAACUGUUUGCCAUGAUCUACGGAGGAGAAAUAGACGGAGUUGGAUACGCUACAACAUCUAUAACUGCAUGUGAUAUCAGCAGCGGGAUGUUCAGGUUCCCACCAGAAAAGAAUUACAAUUUGAAUGAACAGGCGCACGAUGUGACAAUCGCAUUGAUAGACGAUGUAUUGAAAUCUGGUGUUAAAGUAGGUCACGUGUACGUCGAUACCGUGGGUCCGCCUAUCUCGUAUCAAAAGAAAUUGGAAAGUAUCUUCCCACAGUGCAAAUUCACCGUUGCGAAAAAGGCUGAUUCUAUUUACCCCAUUGUAAGUGUUGCGAGUGUGGUAGCAAAAGUGACCAGAGAUAUCAUCCUUUCACAAUGCAAGAAAACCGAAGAUGAAAUCCUUGGGUCAGGGUAUCCUGGUGACUCAAAAACCGUUCAAUGGCUACGAAACGAGAUGAAACCAUUGAUGGGAUGGUCUCCCUACAUGGUACGGUUCUCUUGGCAAACAUGUGCCACGAUGCUCGCAAAUAGUAAAUCUACCAUCGAAAUAGAAUGGGAAGAAGACGCAAUGACCAAGAAAAAAAUGCAGUGGGCACCCGAACAGAAAAACAGACCUAUUACACUUGAUUCCUGGUACCAGUAA
Molecule: messenger RNA, 915 nt
Organism: Kluyveromyces lactis
Lineage: Eukaryota; Fungi; Ascomycota; Saccharomycetes; Saccharomycetales; Saccharomycetaceae
Gene: RNH201
Product: ribonuclease H2 catalytic subunit RNH201
Exons: 1
Coding region: 1-915 (304 amino acids)
Biological process (GO): mismatch repair; DNA replication, removal of RNA primer
Cellular component (GO): ribonuclease H2 complex
Molecular function (GO): RNA-DNA hybrid ribonuclease activity; RNA binding
Source: RefSeq, a predicted model, not a curated record